AUGGGAAUCUGGAAUAACUAUGAAAAACACACUGAAAUAAUUGUGUUUGACUGGAACAAAAUUCUUGCAAAGUCCCCAAGGAUGAGAUUCUGUGCCAAAUCAAUGCUUCUGUCUGACUGGCUCUUUCUGCUCUAUGUGUUAAUGGUCUGCUGUAAAUUGUUGUCCGCCUCUAGUCACCAUCCCCGGGGGCACACAGGGCAGCACCAGGUGAAGCAGGGCACGUGUGAGGUGGUGGCCGUGCACCGGUGCUGCAACAAGAACCGGAUCGAGGAGCGCUCGCAGACCGUGAAGUGCUCCUGCUUCCCAGGCCAGGUGGCCGGCACCACGCGGGCCCAGCCCUCCUGCGUGGAAGCUUCCAUUGUCCUGCAGAAGUGGUGGUGUCACAUGAACCCCUGUUUGGAUGGAGAGGACUGUAAAGUACUACCAGACUAUUCAGGUUGGUCUUGCAGCAGUGGAAAUAAAGUCAAAACCACAAAGGCAAGUACAGAGAUCACCUAUAUUUAA
Molecule: messenger RNA, 504 nt
Organism: Melospiza georgiana
Lineage: Eukaryota; Metazoa; Chordata; Aves; Passeriformes; Passerellidae
Gene: TAFA4
Product: TAFA chemokine like family member 4
Exons: 4
Coding region: 1-504 (167 amino acids)
Molecular function (GO): receptor ligand activity
Source: RefSeq, a predicted model, not a curated record